UAGGGGCGUGGCCCUACUGUUUUCUUCAUUCUGGACCGUGAGUUGGUUUGUUGUCAAGAUGGAGUUCUUACUGGGAAACCCAUAUAGCACUCCGGUGGGCCAGUGUAUUGAAAAGGCCACGGACGGGUCUCUUCAGAGUGAGGAUUGGACACUGAACAUGGAAAUAUGUGACAUCAUCAAUGAAACAGAGGACGGCCCAAAGGAUGCCAUGAGGGCUGUUAAAAAGAGGCUGAAUGGGAACAAAAACUACAGAGAGGUGAUGCUGACCUUAACGGUCCUUGAGACAUGUGUCAAGAACUGUGGUUAUCGUUUCCAUGCCCUUGUCACAACACGUGACUUCAUUGAUGGUGUCCUCGUGAAAAUUAUUUCACCUAAAAACAACCCUCCUACCAUUGUGCAAGACAAAGUGCUCGCUCUCGUUCAGGCUUGGGCAGAUGCGUUCAGGAGUAGUCCUGACCUGACAGGCGUGGUCCACGUCUAUGAGGAGCUGAAGAGGAAAGGCAUAGAGUUCCCCAUGUCAGAGAUGGAGUCCCUGUCUCCCAUCCACACACCAGUGCGGCCUCUGACUGCACCUGAGGGGGACCAAUUACUGCAGAAGUACAGCAGCCCUCCGCAGCCCAAACCUCAGCCAGUCACUGGCACCGCUCCCCCCUUCAGCGCCCCCCCGCCGGCACAAUCCGCCCCACAGAUCCCCCCCAACCUCGCCGUGGCCGGACCCAUCAACCCCAACGCCGAACAGAUUUGUCGGCUGCGCAGUGAGCUGGACAUCGUGCGCGGGAACAUUAAGGUGAUGUCGGAGAUGCUGACUGAGAUGGUGCCGGGACAGGAAGACCCCUCUGACCACGAGCUUCUGCAGGAGCUGAACCGCACAUGCAGGGCCAUGCAACAGAGGAUCGUGGAGCUCAUCUCGCGCGUGGCCAAUGAGGAGGUGACCGAAGAGCUGCUGCACGUCAACGACGACCUCAACAACAUCUUCCUCAGAUACGAAAGAUAUGAGCGGUUCCGGUCAGGCCGGUCGGCCCAGGGAAUCAACAACGGACUGAGGCAGGUUCUCAGUGAGGCCACAGAGGACAACCUCAUAGACCUGGGCCCUGGCUCUCCUGCUGUGGUUACCCCCAUGGUCAGCGCCACGCCGCCCUCCAGCCUGCCCUCCAGCAUUCCCGCCAGCCUGCCUGCCAGCCUGCCUACCAGCCUGCCCGCCUCGGUGGCCCCUGUCCGCUCCGCCUCCCCAGCCUCCCUUGCUUCAAAGCUGGCAACGCUAGAUGUGGGUGGAGACAGUGUGAGUGGCACGCUCAGUGCCCUCAUCCAACCGCAGGACGACUUUGACAUGUUUGCCCAGACCAGGACUGGCGCUGCGCCUGAGCAGCGCAAGAACCCGCCGUUUGAAGACCCCCAGGCCGCCGACGAGCCGCCCCCCACUCUGGAGGUUAGACAACAGACGCAGGCCGGGGUUGCACAGUCCUCUGUCAUGGAUGACAUAGAGGAGUGGCUCUGUACCGACGUGAGAGGAGACGAAGCUGAGGAAGGUGUGACCAGUGAAGAGUUUGACAAGUUCCUGGAGGAGCGGGCCAAGGCAGCGGAGAUGGUGCCCACCUUACCGUCUCCCCCUGGUGGCGACCUCCCCUCGGUGGCGAGCUCCACCCCAAGUGCCGGCAAGAAAGCCGAGCGGCCGGCGGACGCCCUGUUUACCAUGUAGACGCCCCUCCGCCGCUCCUCCCCUCGGCCCCCAGCGCCGCUCGGCAAACCCGGUCGACAUAGCGUUAGGUCUUGCUCCAAUAUACCACCAUCCCACCCCACAGGCCUCCACCCUCUCGCUGACUCCAUGUGCUACCCCCCACUAUCCACAAGUUGACCAUCCCUGCUGCUGCCUCCACUCACACUACCGGUUAUUGGACUACUUUUGGCUACUUUACCAUGAAGGGAACCCACAGACAUUUUCAUACCAAGGUUGUUUUUUUCCAUACGGUUUCAAAGAUGCUCCAUUGAUCUCCCGUUGAUUGAUGCCUGCGAAAUGCAAGUGGAACAAGGUUCCACGUGAUGUUGAGAGUUUUACAGACCUUAUUGUAGCAGAGCCGUUUUUAUUUUUCAUUUGUCCUUGAAGCAGUAUUUGACUUGAACACAUUUCUCAGCCUCCAUCAAAGAUGAUGUCACUUGGCUCCUUUUAAACCUGCAGUGGGAUAUUUCUGAAAAGGGGAGUAAAUGAGUGUAACCAUGAAAUUUAAAGAUGCACACCUUCAUUUAUCUGUAGUAGCGCAAUGAAAUUCUGUAUUUUCAUCCCAGUUUAUAAAAAAAAAAUGUCAUGUUCUGUUAUUACAACACAGUUAGGUUAACAAGGUUACUCAACAAGAAAAUUAGACCACUUCAAGUCGGUUCGGCAUAAUUAUAUGCGUUUAUUUUUUAUUUUUUCCAAAGGGCAUACACCUGUACUUUUAUCUGCAUUUUAGCCGCAUUUACAGUAGCUGUCUUUAAAAAGGGAUUAUGCACCAUUAUUUCAUUGAAUAUUGCUUCAAGGUACACUUGACAGAGGCUGUCAUACAGUCCAUUGUAUGUCUUUUGAAAUGGAAGUGGCUUCAACCACCAGCUGACCAUGUUGGCCACAUCUCCUGUGCAUGCCUUUAUGGCUUCAUCAGUCACUGCACUCUUACUCCCCACACAGAGAAUGAGGGGAAUUAUAUAUGAGGUUUGUGUUAGGGGUUGUUGUACUCAUUUAAUCCCAUGGUUGAGUUUCCCCUUUUCCAUUGACAUAGUUGUUCCGCAGUUUGUAACAUCAGUAAACCCCUUCUAGUAUAGCUUUGUAAGAAACUGGUUGCUGUGUUGGUCUGUGAUUUGUAGAAACCUUUCAUCAUUUUGAUUUUCACCCUUCCAGCUGUUUUUGAAUAGGAUCAAUGGUUGGUGAUGGUAUCUGUAGUUGUAACUGGAAAACAAAAUGUGUCAUUCUGUCGUCUGACAAAAUAAGGGAAUACCAUUGCAGGAGCAAAGGGAGAUCAAGGUUGUUUUUGUUGUUGUUGUUGUUGUUGUUGUUGUCCCUCCCUCUUCUUUUGAUACAGAAGUUAUUCUGUUUAGAUGUCAUGGAAUGGCUCCAUGUGACUACAUUACCUCACAGAAGCAGCUAAUAAUAAGGGACAAGAGGAGAGGGAGAGAGACACGUAUAUGCAUGAGUUGCCUAGGUAACCCCUCUACAUGUCGUAGUAUGUACAUACGGGAUAUUUAAGGUAAAGCUGUUUUAAUGACCUCACCUAAGACAUCUAUGAGUUAAUCAAUGCACAAUCGUUUUUUGAGUUGCAUAACGUAGGAAAAACAUGAUCAGUAUACUUUAAUGGAGACCUUACCAGGGGUUUUGUGUGGUACAGAAUGCUGUGCACUGAGACAAUUAUAUUUAUUGAAAUGAGAGUGCUGGAACAAUGGAGUAUAACGCUAAGGGAAUAGCAUGUAUUGCUAGCAUGAGGAAGUUGCAUUAUUUGGUGCCGAGAAGCAGCUGAAAUGCUGUAAGCUGAAGUCGUGUAGGGGGUCAUAAUUGGACUUGGACUCCCACACCUGUACACUGUAAAAUAUGUCAAAUACUUUGGAAGGUCUAAGUGGCUAACCAUUAAGGAUCUACAGCUCCAACAGUUCCUUGCCCAUGUGCAAUGAGUUGAGUGUAACAGAACAAAUGGACCAAACCAUGCUAUGUAACGUAGUUGGCUAUUUGAAUGUUCAGAAGACCAAUUGGUGUGUUGGUAUUUCCAGAUAUUCUACACUUUUAAAUCCGGUUGAGUUGCUGCUUAUGAACCUGUUGUAAUUUUUGUGAUUUGGUAUGAGUCACUCGUUAUUAUUCAGGCAUCUCUGCUGGGAAUCCUUUCAAAACGGGGAGGCUUGUGUCGUCUAGGUGGCUUAUUUGGCUGUUUUGGUUUGUGGAAAUGGUCCAGAGAACCAUGUCAUCGAACACCGGAAGUCACUUAGAUUGUGAUUCUGCAGCUUUGGACGUGUCUCAGACUCUUGAGUGCAUCAGGCAGAUUCCUUGGUAUAUUUACUGAAGAAACUCUUCAUUGAGUUUUGCUGAGGUGUUGGUCAUUCAGUCAUUCAUUCUUGGUAUAUUCUGACACUAUUGACAAUUGGUUUAUUUAGCUGCACAAUCAGGGUUCUCAAUAACCCUUGCUGGAAUGUGCAUAUUACUCAGUUUUUGAUCAUAUUUCUGCACUUUUUGUUGUUAGUUGAUUUUAAAAGCAGGAAACUCUAAACAACUUACAUUUUAUGUUGUUCCCUCAGAAGGAAAUAGUUGGUUGGGAUAUUGUAAAAUGUGUCUUUAAUUUGAGAAUGUAGAAAUAAUUUAUUUGCAUUUUACUUUUGAAUAUUGUUAUUAUGGACUGUCCUUCAGUAUGUAUGUGUAUGUAUGUUUUCCUUUUGCUGGGCCCUGUCACUUUUCAAUAUGGAAAUUUCUGAGCUUUUGUAAACCGUAUACGUGGGCAGUUGGUUGUCACGUUUCUUUUCGUUUUUCAUCUUUGCAACCCGUUUUGGCUAAAUAAUGCAAUUCGUCCAGGCUGUCAGUGCUGGCUUUUACCUGACAUGAUCAUCAAAAGCAAAUCCCAUGGCAUUUCGGUCCACCUGAGGCCAUGUACCGUAUUUGUUUGGCUGGUCUGAACUCUGAGAUUGCGUUGUCAUUCCCCUCGUCUUCGCCUGCUAGUUCUGUUCAGCUGUACCUGCCAGAGCCCUUUUUUGUACUCGCCAGGCAACAGCCAUCUGGUUUAAGAAGAGAGAGCCUCCACGUGCACUUGGGCACUUGUGUUCCAGUAAUGAGCGGACGCUGCUCUUGGGGUGGGGGGGGGUGGGGGGUAAACUCAGUCAAGCUAGGAAGCUCAUGUACCUCAACAAAUAGUGGGUAUUUUUUGUACUUCUGCUGUACGGGGGCUCCAGCACAGGCCAUGGUCAUAAAGAACUAUGUGAGGUUAAAGAGGAACUGGGCUGCUGAAUGUCAUCAUGUUAAACUUUCAUAAAGGGAUCUCUUUGACUGCGACUGUGUUGCACGUGCCGACCGCAACAGAGCUCCUCCACAUGGACGGUCGGACGGUGGCGAGAGCUGUGGUUGGCAACGCAGCCGUCACUGAAGGUGUGUCUCUGUCUGUGUGUUUGUGUGUGUGUAUCUGCGUGCGUGCGUGUGUGUGUGUGUGUGUGUGUGUGUGUGUGUGUGUGUGCGUGUGUAUUUGUGUGUGUGCCCCCUCGCUGUUGCCUCAAGUUUCUCUCUACCGUUUGACUCAUGCAUGUGUUGAACUCCAAUAAAACAUUAGCAGAUGCUGA
Messenger RNA from Clupea harengus (Atlantic herring), 5271 nucleotides. RefSeq names its product target of myb1 like 2 membrane trafficking protein (gene tom1l2b). The record is from RefSeq and is a predicted model, not a curated record. Bases 59 to 1696 code for a protein of 545 amino acids. Lineage: Eukaryota; Metazoa; Chordata; Actinopteri; Clupeiformes; Clupeidae. Gene Ontology annotation, cellular component: endosome; membrane. Gene Ontology annotation, molecular function: ubiquitin binding; clathrin binding; phosphatidylinositol binding. Gene Ontology annotation, biological process: signal transduction. The transcript has 16 exons.